CAACUUCAGACGUCUAUCCGCAACCAAUGUCAUACGGAGGCCCGCCACCAUUUCGUGGGCCGCGUAGCCGCUAUCCGCCACAUCAAACAUCUCUACCUCAUCGCUCUGCACCUUCAGCACAGCAGCAGGGACAUGUUUCUAUGAUGGAUGCUGAUGAGUCAAUGAUGUCUGACAACAAACGAACAAGAAAAGUUGUCAACCGUAAGACAAUAGACUACAACUCAUCAGUGCUUCGUGGUUUAGAGGAUCGUGUGUGGCAGAGGGAUCAUAGAGAUAGACGAGCGCUGCAGCCGAACAUAUGUUAUUAUGGAGAGCUUACGGCUCCUCUCAAUCUUCUCGAUGUUCCGGUGAAUGCAGUAACUUCAAAGUUUGUUCGAACGUCAACGAACAAAUUUCGCUGUCCCAUUUUUUGUGUAACGUGGACACCAGAAGGACGGAGACUUAUGACUGGAGCUUCAAGUGGAGAGUUCACUCUUUGGAAUGGCCUCACAUUCAACUUUGAAACUAUUCUUCAAGCUCAUGACUCUGCUGUGCGUACGAUGGUAUGGAGUCACACGGACACGUGGCUGGUGACAGCAGAUCACAGUGGAUUUGUGAAAUACUGGCAAAUCAAUAUGAACAAUGUGCACAUGUUUCAGGCACACAAAGAAGCGGUACGAGAAGCGAGUUUCAGUCCUACGGAUGCCAAGUUUGCUACUGGUUCAGAUGAUGGGACAGUUCGUGUCUGGGACUUUUUGAGGUCGGAUGAAGAAAGAGUUAUGAGAGGACAUGGUUCUGAUGUUAAAUGUGUAGACUGGCAUCCUCAGAGAGGUUUGAUUGCGUCUGGUAGCAAGGACACACAACAACCAGUGAAACUGUGGGACCCCAAAACGGGAUCUAGUCUCACCACAUUGCAUGGACACAAGAGCACUGUAAUGGAAUGCAAGUGGAAUAUGAAUGGCAACUGGUUGUUGACCGGCUCUCGAGACCACCUACUGAAAGUCUUCGACAUUCGAAUGAUGAAAGAACUACAAACGUUUCGAGGUCACAAGAAAGAAGCCACAGGUACAGUCAUCACAGAAAGUACCACAGGAAUGACAAUGAUCAUAACGUUUUGCUUUCAAGCUGUGGCAUGGCAUCCUAUCCACGAAUCUUUGUUUGCUAGUGGAGGGUCCGAUGGUUCUAUGAUGUUUUGGGUAGUAGGAUGUGAGAGAGAGAUAGCCUCUAUGGAUAACGCACACGAAGGGAUGGUGUGGAGUCUGGCUUGGCACCCGCUCGGUCACAUACUCUGCUCCGGAUCGAAUGAUCAUACAAGCAAGUUCUGGACACGCAGCCGUCCUGGUGACCAACAGAAAGACCGUUGCAGUGCAGGUGUCGACGACGCAGACAUACAUGUUGCUCCUUCGGCUGCUGAUCAUGCAGGUGAUGCUAAAGAUGAAGUGAUCCCUGGCAUCUCAGGCAGUGUCUUGUCUCCCCUGUCCAGUCCUCCGCCUUUCCUGAUGGUCAACGACGGUCUUACAGGCGCCUCCAAGCAAGAAGGCAAACGAAAAGACUCACCGGCCUCGCUACUCCCGCCGUUCUUUCAACCUCCGCCGCCUCGAUUGUUAGAAAAGGAUCCGCGGGAUCGACGGGAUCUGCGCAUGGACGACCACUUUAUGCCUCCCGCGGAGCCUAGCAUGUCUCCAAGAGAGGAUCGGUCUUCCAGACGCAGGGGGGUGCGUGACUUCGAGUUCGGUGGGGAACGUGAUUCGUCCUCCAUGCCACCUGAAGACACUAGAGGUAUGGAGCAACCACCAUUUAGUAGGAGGCCACCUCUACUCGGUAUGGCCCCUGAUUUGGUGGGCCCCAUGAGUGGAGGUCCGGGACCGCGUCAGUCGGGCGCGCAAAUGCGCGGUCUCAAUGAUGACGACGAAAUGGGUCGCUUCCGCGCGGGAUAUCCGCGGGAGGAAGAGGUGAUGUCUAACGUGGCAUCGACUGACGCACACUUUAUGGGAGAACGACGCGAGUUUAGGCGUCCCGGUGGAGGAGAGCGUCAGCAAGGCGAUUCUCAUCUUCAUGGUGAUCGCCAUCAUGGUCAACCACCCGACAGACUCGAGUUCAUGUCGCACAGACAUACACACGGUGCUCACAUUCUUCCCGAUCGACGCCCUCCACUCAUGCCAGACUAUAGGCAUGAAAGAGGAUUUUAUGACAGAGGGCCGUAUCCGUUUGGUCCUCCUGGAGAGUUCCAUGGAAUGAGACCGCCUCACGGUGAUGAGGACAGGGAAGUGAGACAAAGAGGAAUGGAAGGGCACCAGUUUAGUCGAGAGCCAAUGCACAGCAGGGAGCCGAUGAUGCACGGCAGAGAGCCAAUGCACAGCAGGGAGCCGAUGAUGCACGGCAGAGAGCCAAUGCCUGGUGGUCGAGAAUCAAUGCCUGGUAGAGAACCAAUGCCUGGUAGGGAACCAAUGACUGGUAGAGAGCCUACGCCUGGUAGAGAACCAAUGCCUGGUAGAGAGCCUAUGCCUGGUAGAGAGCCAAUUCCUGGUAGAGAGCCAAUUCCUGGUAGAGACAGAGAGUUGAUGCCAGGCAGAGAUAGAGAGUUGAUGCCUGGAAGAGACAGAGAGUUGAUGCCUGGUCGAGAUAGAGAGCCAAUGCCUAGUAGAGAGCUGAUGUCUGGUGGUAGAGAGGCGAUGGCUGGUCGACAACCCAUGCCUGCUCGAGGACCGAUACCUGGCAGGGAACCAAUUCCUGGUCGAGAGCUGUUUGGUCGAGAACCAAUGUCUGGUAGAGAUCAAGGUCCUGGAAGAGAACCGGUACCUGGUAGGGAACAAGUGGCACGGCCAGAGCCUCUACUCUCAGGUCAAGAACCUAUGCGGCAUCCAGAUCCGCGCAUAGCCACGCAAGGGAAGAAACCUGAAGCGCGGCGAAGUAGCAUGGAACGUCCACAAGGUCGCGAGCCCAUGCCCGGUGGAGAACGAAUUCCUCGUCGAGAACCGCUGCUGCACGUGCAGCAGCCGAUAGCAUCUCGCGAGCCCCUCAUUCCAAGCCAGGAGAUAAGAAGCAGUAUGGCUAAUCAACAACCAAUGUCUGGACAGCAUCGCAAUGUGCCACCCAGUUUAUCCCAGACGGGCCCAAUGAUGUCGGGCAUGGCAGGCCCUCCUAGGGGUUAUCCUGUUAGUUCUGGCCAUACAAAUGAUCGAGAUCAACGUCGCCAGUUUACACCCCCUGAAGAUAGAUCCAGGGGCCACCCUUGGCCUAUGGAUACUCAAGUUGAUCCGGGAUACCCUUUUCAGCCACAGUCACAGUCAGGCUUUGCUGGUGAUCCACGAACUGGACAGCAGAUGGGGUUUUAUCCACGAAAUGCUCUAGUGGGGAACCCUCGAGAUCCCCGAGAUAGACCGGAGCGACAGACUUGGCGUGGUAGAGAGGGACCCAGUGAGGACGGAAGAGGACGAUUCGAAUAUCGGGAGAGGGAAAGAGAGUGGGAGCGAGAUGGCGGCUACCACGAACGCGGAAGCGAGUGGGAACGAGAGCGGCAGCUUGAUGGCGAAAGGCAACGAGAAAGGGAAAGACCGAGUGGUAUGGAUUACGGACAAGACAGCAGGGGAAAGUCUAGAGACAGAAAACGGCGUUGGGAGGAAGAACAGAAGGGUGACACACCUGUACCAGAGACCGGUAAUGCCGGUCAGCAAGGACCGUUUAAUCCACUUGAAAAACAAGGGUUCAGUUGACAUGCAACUUAGGCAC
Corticium candelabrum is the source of this 3708-nucleotide messenger RNA. RefSeq names its product pre-mRNA 3' end processing protein WDR33-like. The record is from RefSeq and is a predicted model, not a curated record. NCBI's taxonomy places the organism in Eukaryota, Metazoa, Porifera, Homoscleromorpha, Homosclerophorida, Plakinidae. Gene Ontology annotation, molecular function: protein binding. Gene Ontology annotation, cellular component: mRNA cleavage and polyadenylation specificity factor complex. Bases 27 to 3692 code for a protein of 1221 amino acids. The transcript has 10 exons.